GACGGAACUCUUUAGUAAUCCCGCCAUAUUUAAAACAAAACAGACACGACAGAACACGAUAAAAACGAGAAAUUGAGAAUGUGCGGUUUUGGAGAUACUUAGUAAAAUGAGUAAAUCCAAGGAUGCAAAUGCUGCCAGGGCAGUAUUGGAGUACUUGAACAGACAGAAUAGACCGUACAGCGCUGUAGACCUCUUCAACAAUCUCCACAAAGAAUAUGGCAAGACGGCGGUUGUGAAGGCAUGUGAGAGUUUAACAGAAGGAAAGAAGAUCAGAGAAAAAGUGUAUGGAAAACAGAAGGUUUAUGUUGCAGACCAGAGUCAGUUCCCAGAUGUGGAUGACAAAGAAAUUCGAGAAAUGGAUACUAGAAUUGUUGAAUUGUCGACACAGUGUAAAGAAAAGGAUGACCAAGUGAAAAGACUGGAUGCUGAACUUCGAGGCCUGAACAGCUCAAUAACCACAGAAGAGGCAGUUUCACAACUCCAACAAUUAGUUGAAGAGUGUGAGGCAUGUAAUCAGAAGUUGAAAACUUUAAAAGAGGGAGGAAGAACUGUAUCACCGGAGGAGAAAGACAGGAUUUACAGUGCAAGAACAAAAUAUGUAAAGGAAUGGCGAAAAAGAAAAAGAAUCGGUAAUGAUAUACUUGGAGCAAUAUUAGAAGGCUACCCAAAGACAAAGAAACAGCUAUAUGUAAGUGUUAGAGAUGUAAUGGGGAGGAGUGUUGUGUGACCUGUAUAUAGAUAAGACUCAGCGUUUUGAAUUUGUGACACUUUACCGACAGCUGGU
Messenger RNA from Ostrea edulis (European flat oyster), 784 nucleotides. RefSeq names its product homologous-pairing protein 2 homolog. Gene Ontology annotation, cellular component: DNA recombinase auxiliary factor complex; condensed nuclear chromosome. The record is from RefSeq and is a predicted model, not a curated record. The coding region runs from base 107 to 727 and encodes 206 amino acids. Gene Ontology annotation, biological process: meiotic strand invasion involved in reciprocal meiotic recombination; homologous chromosome pairing at meiosis; meiotic joint molecule formation. Lineage: Eukaryota; Metazoa; Mollusca; Bivalvia; Ostreida; Ostreidae. The transcript is spliced from 8 exons. Gene Ontology annotation, molecular function: double-stranded DNA binding; recombinase activator activity.